Messenger RNA from Argentina anserina (silverweed cinquefoil), 1091 nucleotides. Its product is annotated as ATP synthase subunit delta', mitochondrial-like. The record is from RefSeq and is a predicted model, not a curated record. Lineage: Eukaryota; Viridiplantae; Streptophyta; Magnoliopsida; Rosales; Rosaceae. Gene Ontology annotation, molecular function: proton-transporting ATP synthase activity, rotational mechanism. Gene Ontology annotation, biological process: proton motive force-driven ATP synthesis. Bases 80 to 682 code for a protein of 200 amino acids. The transcript is spliced from 2 exons.
CAAACCAAACCCUCUCCUCUCUCUCACUCUCUCUCUCUCCGACCCUGCUAGACCCGAGCGACCACCUCUCUCCGCCACCAUGCUGCGCCGCGCCACCGCUCUCUUGACCCGACCCACAGCCUCCUCGAUCCGGGCCGCCCGAGUCUUCUCCACCGAUGUCGCCGAAGCUCCCAACGCCGCCUUCAACGAGGCCUGGAAGAAGGUGGCCCCAAACAUCGAGCCUCCCAAGACUCCUCUCUCCUUCAUGAAGCCCCGCCCGGCGGUCCCUUCGUCGAUCCCGACUAAGCUCACCGUCAACUUCGUCCUGUCUUACGCAUCUGAGCUCUCCUCCAAAGAGGUGGACAUGGUCAUAAUUCCAGCAACCACUGGGCAGAUGGGUGUUCUUCCUGGACAUGUGGCAACAAUCGCAGAGUUGAAACCUGGGAUCCUAUCCGUACAUGAAGGAAAUGAUGUGACAAAGUACUUCGUCAGCAGCGGUUUUGCAUUCGUCCAUGCAAAUUCUUUUGCAGAUAUCAUUGCUGUUGAAGCUGUCCCUAUUGAUCGAGUCGAUGCCAGUCUUGUCCAGAAGGGGCUUGCAGAGUUCACCCAGAAGCUGAGCACAGCCUCGACUGACUUGGAGAAAGCUGAAGCCCAGAUUGGAGUUGAUGUGCAUAGUGCUCUCAAUGCUGCCCUCACAGGCUAGUCUUAAUGGCUUUGUGCACCCUCGUUAAAUUAGUCCAUUUCUACAUAAAGUUCUGCACUUUGACAAAAUUUGAUGGGUCUCUUGGAGGCAAAUAUUUCUGGACGUUUCUUGUAGUUCUGUGUUGAAUGUGGGAUUGACUGGGAAUAAUAUGUAUAAGCAUCAUCUGGCAUACAGAGUUGGACAAAAACUUUAAGAAAUGAGGGAUUAGCAACAUUUUUUUUCCAUGGAGAAGGAAACAGUUGGUUCAUCCCCAUGUUUACAAUCUAGAGGUUGACCAUCUAGCCUUUGAGAUGAUGUCAUAUAUAUGUAUAGCGAUUCACCAAGUGAACUCGAUCAUUUUGAAGGUGUUUCAAUAAUUCAAUUUUGAUGUGGGAUUCAAUUGAAAAAUGAACCGAUACUGUUUGAUGUG